GUGGGGGGAGGGGGGUCGGUGUCUCGCGGUCGGUUCCGGGCGGUUGGGGGGAGUGAAGCGGGGGGAACUCAGAGCGGGGGAGAGAGAGACCCAGCCCGAGCCCGCGCCAGCCCGCCCGUCGCCACCGCCGCCGCUUCUUCUCUGUAUGUCGCUCUCCCCGGCCGCCGCUGUCGCCGCCGCCGUCGUCUCCAGCACCAGCAGGAGCCGCCGCCGCCGCCGCGGUUGAUGUGGUUUGGGCCGGGGCUGUGGAGUGUGAGAAGAUGCCGCAGUCCAAGUCCCGGAAGAUCGCUAUCCUGGGCUACCGGUCCGUGGGGAAAUCCUCAUUGACAAUUCAGUUUGUUGAAGGCCAAUUUGUUGAUUCUUAUGAUCCAACCAUAGAAAACACAUUUACAAAACUGAUCACAGUAAAUGGACAAGAAUAUCAUCUUCAGCUGGUAGACACAGCUGGUCAAGAUGAGUACUCCAUUUUUCCUCAGACGUACUCCAUAGACAUUAAUGGUUAUAUUCUUGUGUACUCAGUUACAUCAAUCAAAAGUUUUGAAGUGAUUAAAGUUAUCCAUGGCAAAUUAUUGGAUAUGGUGGGGAAAGUCCAAAUACCUAUUAUGUUGGUGGGGAAUAAGAAAGAUCUACAUAUGGAACGAGUGAUCAGUUAUGAAGAAGGGAAAGCUUUAGCAGAAUCUUGGAAUGCAGCUUUUUUGGAAUCAUCUGCUAAAGAAAAUCAGACUGCUGUUGAUGUUUUUAGGAGGAUAAUUUUGGAGGCCGAAAAAAUUGAUGGGGCAGCUUCACAAGGAAAGUCUUCAUGCUCAGUAAUGUAAAUCCCACUUGUAAAACCUGAGGACACUGGGAAUAUAGUCUACCUGAAGAAGCAAACUGCCCAUUAUCCUUUAAGAUAAACGAUGCUUCUUUUUUUUUCUUCUGUUAACCUUGGGUCAGAGCUUUUUUUUUUCCCUUCCCUUCAGAUUAUGUUCAACUCUGACUUAUGUCCAAAUGGCUUCACUUCCAUUUUCAAAUUUUAAGCAAUCAUAUUUUCAAUUUAUAUAUUGUAUUUCUUAAUAUUAUGACCAAGAAUUUUACUGGCAUUAAUUUUUCAGUGUAGUUUGUUGGUUAAAAUAAUGUAAUCAUCAAAAUGAUACAUAUUGUUACACUACUCUUAACUAGGCUUGGAUAUCAGUGUUUCUUUCAUUGUGUUAAAUGUAUACUUGUAAAUAAAAUAGCUGCAAACCUUA
Messenger RNA from Antechinus flavipes (yellow-footed antechinus), 1226 nucleotides. It is a transcript of the gene RHEB, whose product is annotated as Ras homolog, mTORC1 binding. Gene Ontology annotation, molecular function: GTPase activity; GTP binding; GDP binding. The record is from RefSeq and is a predicted model, not a curated record. Bases 261 to 815 code for a protein of 184 amino acids. Gene Ontology annotation, biological process: small GTPase-mediated signal transduction. NCBI's taxonomy places the organism in Eukaryota, Metazoa, Chordata, Mammalia, Dasyuromorphia, Dasyuridae. Gene Ontology annotation, cellular component: plasma membrane. The transcript is spliced from 8 exons.